AUAAAUGUAAAAACGUUCAGAAAAUUUUUCCAUGAAAUAGAUCUAAUUGUUUCGUUCAAAUUAAUAAUUACGUAUAACCCAUACAUAUUUAUUCCGUAAGAAAAAAAUUUAAAUGAUGGUUACAUAAUAUAGGAGUACGUGUUUCGCAUACGUUUAUGAGUAGUAAACUAAACAGAAAUUAGUUCAUAACAUAAUAUCUAAAGUUUCAUAUUUAAGCGUAUGUUAGGAAAAUAUUUAGUUUUGAACAAACUAUCACGUUGGCAACAAAGAAUGCAAGAUUAAGUUACAUCAAACUCUACAUGAGAGGAAGGAAGAGGAUCAGCUUUAUUUAAAACUUGUUUGAUUAGCAAUAUGCUUUCUACCUACGGAACAAAAACCUAUUUCGAGGUCUCUCUUCUUGUUUAAAUGUCUAUCUUGCAAUGCACGGGUCUUUUUAAAAAGCUAACUACGUGUCAUUUGAAUGUGACCUAGAUUUCUUUUUACAUCAAUUGUGUAUAUUUUCUUGUUUUCGUUUUCGUUUUCUUUCAUAAUAUAUGGACAGUGAAUUGCUAUACCAGCGACCAGCGAUUGUAUCAAGAAAAUUAUGAAAUUACUAGUAUUCCCUGCUCUUCUCCUUUGGAUUUGUUCGUUGGCAUUGAAACAAUCGGACGGACCUUUACAAUGUGUGAUCAUCCAAGAAAAAGAGGGGUUAACAGUACUGUUAAAUCGUCCGUCGUUUUUGACCUCCAACAUCAAAACACAAUGUCAAGUCCAUUUGCCAGGACAAGGGAUGCUGAGAUGUGGGGCGUCAAACGUGUACAUAAAACCUGAGUGUGUCUGUUCUUUCUACAACGUGUACGAGGCAAAAUACCACACUUACUCCUCUUGUCCAGACGGCGAGAAAUCAGAUGAUGUCACAAAAUUAAAAUGUCCAGAUUGCUUGAUGUAUAGCUUGAAUAAAAAUGGACCUUGUAUCAAUGGAGGUAUUCUAACAUGUAAAGGGAACGAAGUGGCCUCUAAUAUUAAUUGUCGGUGUCCACCGAACUACAAAGGGAUGUUUUGUGAGGAAAAAUUGGAAAAUGUAACGAGAAUAUGUGAUAGAACUUCAAUCUCAUCAUCAAAUAACCUGGCAAAUUGUGACUUGACUAGAAAGGUCUGUGUUACAUUCAGUAAGAAUCGACGGUAUGCUUACAAAUGUCAAGAGACUAAUACAUUCCAGGAAAGAAGAGGAUUACCGUUGUGCGUUAACACAGAAGAUACCACACAAUUACCUGUUAGAGACCCAAUUUACCUGACAACGAUGAUUUCCACUGAGCCGGAUCAUAAUUUAACUUCUUCUGCAGGAAUACGUAUGCCCAUGUAUGUUUUAACAUGUAUUUCACUAACGUUACAAUUGUGAGAAUUAAAUUAAUAUUAAAUUAAGGAAGGAGUCUUCUCAUUAUCAAACAUACUUCUUAUAAUAAGAAAUUCAUGAAAUUUUUACACAGUCAAAUGAAUCAUAUUACCAAAUGAUUAUAUCAGUUUAAUCAAAUUUGACCUUUUUGUUUUUGCAUAAAGGUCAGGUCAAGGUCACUACCUUUUCCCUCAACGUAAAGGAUGAUAAAAAUAAGUGUAGACCUUUGUAGUUCUGUAAACAUAUUUUUAAGAUUUGAAGAUUUUAAUCUUCAAUGAAAUCGUAGACUAUCAGAGUGUCUAUCAGCUUAUACUACUUUAUUGGAAUAAAUAUUUAUAAUAAAAAUUGAUAUUGCUUAGCCCGCAUUUCCUCAAAUUUUCUUAAAUUUUGAAGAAAUUUUGAUUUUUUUUAUGCUCCCAAUAAUAAAAUAUUUCUGAUUUUUAUGUAUUAUGAAGACUUUUUAUAAAGAUAUAAACUUACAGAAAAUUUAAUAUAUUGACCGUUUUAUAAGAGAGAAAAACUUAUUUUAGUGAUUUUUUCACAAAAAUCAAUGUAUCGAAUGGGCACUUUAAAAAGCUUAUAAAAAUGUAAUUUGAUAGACAAAUCAUAUUUUAAAAACAUAUUCUGAACACCAAGUAUCAUAUAAUUAGUUAACAUUAGUAAAAAAAUCCAACAUUAAUGUUAUUGUUUUUAAAAUGCGAAAACAGACUCAUUAAUCUGCAGCAAUUCUGAAUUGCGAAACAGGUGAUAUUUUCCUACGCCAAUAUUACGCCAAAAAUAUAGUCCUUGCUAGAUUCUAAACACUGAUUGCCUUUUUCUAUUCCAAGUUGAUUGAUAGUAAAAAAGAAAGAAAAAUAUACUAUUUUAAUUUCCUUUCAUCUUUAUAAAUGAACAAUUGAUCAAAUUUACGCUUGACAAGUCGAAAACCAGAAAAGACUCCUUCCUUAAAGUGUAUUAUAAUCAUCCAAUGUAUUAUGUGCAAAUGAAAAAAUGACAAUAGCAAAUCGUCAACCGUCAAACUAAUAAAAGUCAUCCAUGAUUUUGUUAGUGAAGAAGCAGAAAUAUUCGUCGAGAAUUUAAUUUCGUUAUUUUCAUAGGCAGUAAAAAUCAACAAAUUAAAUUCAUGACAAAUUUUUAACCAAAUUAUUAAUGAAUACAUAGAGAUUACGAUGUGACGAAAUUAAAUGCCAACGGAAUUUUAUUUGGUUCAAAAGACAACGAAAGUUUGAGCCAACAAAAAUAUUUGCUUGUACAAUAAUCAAAAAUCUUUGUACAAACUAUGAAAGUUAGCACAAUUUUCUUUUGAGAUUGUGAAUUUGAAUACUUUAGCAUGUACUAAACCACAACAUUUGGAAUUAUUUGAUUUGUAUUUGUAGAUAUCUUUGACGUAGAAUUUUCUCCAAAACCUCUUAGUUUUAGUGAAAACCAAAAAUAAUGUAGAAAGAAAUGUGUAAGAUGAAAAUGUCAAAGGGAAGAGAAUUGUAAAAUUAUCAUUAAAUCAAUUCAAUUUGAGAAUUUUCAAAACUUUUUAUCCAAAUGUACUUUUGUAAAAGCAUUCUUGAAGGAAAUAUAGAGAUCAGUACGUAUACAUAUUUUGAGAUAAAAAGUAGGUCAUUUUCAAAAUAGAUCGUACUUGUAUACAUUAUUGAAAAGUAAGCUGUCAUUUGCAUUAAGUCCAUGUGCAUUUUUACUUGUCUGUAUUGUAAUAUUGUGUUCAGUCCGAAAAGGUUUAUGAAAAGACUUAAUGAGUAAAAGAUUUUGCUUUUUUUUUUACCUUUUCCUUUUUUAAGAAGGUGCUACAAGAAGUGUACAAGAAAUUAAAUUUUUAAUUCUUCUGUAUGUUGUGAACUAUUCUUAUCAAUAAAAUUACAGUUUUGCGUCUUUGUACAAAACAGAUCCACUGUGAAACUGAUAAAAUUAGCAAGUGAUUUAAUGGCUUUGUAAAUGUUUAUGGUUGCAUUUAAUGACGUUUUCUAUUCAGUUGGUUCAAAAUAUAUUCAUUUCAGUUUAUUGUUUUAGGUAUACUAAUAAAAAUGCAUAAUGCUCGAAAAAGUGUGAAGCUCUGUUUCUAUUAUCAACAAUAUCAGAUUCUUAGCAAUCUAAAGGAUCAAAAAAAUAUUUGUAUAUAUCAUUGGCCUAUGCUUUUAUAUAAAACUAAUUGAUAAUGCGAGCAAUCAAAAAAAUGUCCUUUUGUAAAAAUAAAGUAUUGAUGAAUUCAG
This is a messenger RNA of Magallana angulata, 3591 nucleotides long. RefSeq lists its product as uncharacterized. Bases 584 to 1378 code for a protein of 264 amino acids. NCBI's taxonomy places the organism in Eukaryota, Metazoa, Mollusca, Bivalvia, Ostreida, Ostreidae. The transcript has 8 exons. The record is from RefSeq and is a predicted model, not a curated record.